AUUGUUAUAGACGGCAGCGAUAAACUAUGGCAGAAACCGCACCAGCCGCCGCUCCUCCCGCCGAUCCGGCCGCAAAGUCCAAGAAGCAGCCGAAGAAAUCAGCCGCAGGGGGCGCUAAGAAAAGCCACAAACCCUCCGGUCCCAGCGUGUCCGAGCUGCUCGUUAAAGCCGUGUCCGCCUCUAAGGAGCGCAGUGGGGUGUCUCUGGCCGCCCUGAAGAAGGCUCUGGCUGCCGGAGGAUACGAUGUAGACAAGAACAACAGCCGCCUGAAGCUGGCCAUCAAGGGGCUGGUGACCAAGGGAACCCUGCUCCAGGUGAAAGGCAGCGGCGCCUCCGGAUCCUUCAAGAUCAACAAGAACCAGCUGGAGACUAAGGACAAGGCGGCCAAGAAACCUGCAGCAGCUAAGAAAGCGACCAAAUCCCCUAAGAAGCCAAAGAAGGCUCCGAGCGCGGCCAAGAAGUCUGCAGCGGCCAAGAGUCCGAAGAAAGCCAAGAAGCCUGCAGCGGCCAAGAGUCCGAAGAAAGCCAAGAAGCCUGCAGCGGCCAAGAGCCCCAAAAAGCCGAAGGCUGCUCCCAAGAAGGUGGCCAAGAGCCCGGCUAAGAAGGCGGCCAAACCCAAAGCUGCCAAGAGCCCGGCUAAGAAGGUGACUAAAGCCAAGAAGAGCGCGGCUAAGAAAUAAUCGGGAGCCUCGUCCUGUACUUAUCCCACAAAGGCUCUUUUCAGAGCCACCAC
Hyla sarda is the source of this 733-nucleotide messenger RNA. RefSeq names its product histone H1B-like. Gene Ontology annotation, molecular function: structural constituent of chromatin; DNA binding. NCBI's taxonomy places the organism in Eukaryota, Metazoa, Chordata, Amphibia, Anura, Hylidae. The coding region runs from base 27 to 680 and encodes 217 amino acids. The transcript has a single exon. Gene Ontology annotation, biological process: nucleosome assembly. Gene Ontology annotation, cellular component: nucleosome. The record is from RefSeq and is a predicted model, not a curated record.